This is a messenger RNA of Penicillium arizonense, 942 nucleotides long. Its product is annotated as putative glycerol dehydrogenase. Bases 1 to 942 code for a protein of 313 amino acids. Gene Ontology annotation, molecular function: aldose reductase (NADPH) activity. NCBI's taxonomy places the organism in Eukaryota, Fungi, Ascomycota, Eurotiomycetes, Eurotiales, Aspergillaceae. The record is from RefSeq and is a predicted model, not a curated record. Gene Ontology annotation, cellular component: cytosol. The transcript is spliced from 3 exons.
AUGGCUGCCUGCGAUACUCGUUUCAAGCUCAACACCGGCGCGGAGAUCCCUGCCCUCGGCCUGGGAACAUGGCAGUCCCAGCCCGGCGAAGUCGCACGCGCUGUCGCCCAUGCUAUUAAGGUCGGAUACCGUCACAUUGACGCUGCCCUUUGCUACGGCAAUGAGAAUGAGGUCGGCCAGGGAAUCAAGGAAGCCAUCGACUCCGGUAUCGUCAAGCGCGAGGACCUGUUCGUUACUACCAAGCUGUGGUGCUCGUUCCACGCCCGCGUCGAGGAGGGUCUGCAGCAGAGUCUGACUGAUCUCGGACUCGACUAUGUCGACCUCUACCUGAUGCACUGGCCCCUGGCCAUGAACCCUAAGGGCAACCACAACAUCUUCCCCAAGCUUCCCGAUGGAUCGCGGGACAUUGACCACUCCCACUCGCACGUCACCACCUGGAAGAGCAUGGAGAAGCUCGUCGGCACCGGCAAGGUCAAGGCCAUUGGUGUCUCCAACUACAGUGUCCAGUACCUGGAGGAGCUCCUGCCCCAGGCCACCAUUAUCCCCGCAGCCAACCAGAUCGAGAACCACCCCUCGCUGCCUCAGCAGGAGAUCGUGGACUUCUGCAAGCAGAAGGGUAUCCACAUCACUGCUUACAGCCCUCUCGGCAGCACUGGCAGCCCUCUGUUCACUGCCGAGCCCAUUGUCUCCGUCGCCAACAAGCGUGGUGUUACCCCUGCUACUGUUCUCCUCAGCUGGCACAUCGCCCGUGGUUCCUCCGUCCUGGCCAAGUCCGUCACCCCAGCCCGCAUCGAGGCCAACCGCGCCGACCUGAUCAAGCUGGACGCCGAGGAUCUGGCUACUAUCCAGAAGUACAGCGACCAGCUCAAGGCCGAGAACAAGUUCCAGCGUUUUGUCUUCCCUCCUUUCGGUGUUAACUUUGGUUUCCCCGAUAAGCAGUAA